UGGGGUGCCGGACGCCGAGCUCAGCAAAUGCCGCUUUCUCCUUUAGUCUUCAGGUCCCAGCUCUUGCAUCCCUGGAGUUACCAUUGUCGUGACGCUCUUUCCUAUCCCUCUGUCACUUUGAUUGUUCGAUGGGAGGGAAAAUUAGAACCUCUAAGUUAGGCAUCUCGUAGGCACCUGGCAAUGAAAUCGGCAGUGGAGGUGGGGUCCUUUGCUCGCGCCGAAAUUCAAAGGCAUAAAUAUUUCCGGCCUGGGUGUAGAUCGUGGAGCGAGUGUCUUAGCCACUAUGUUGCAAUUCGCUUAGUAGCGCCCAAGGCCAGGCAAGGGUGAACCCAGUCUCUGUUCUUGUGACCAGGAGUAGCUUGUGGGGAGCCUCAAGCCCGGAGGGCCUGGCGCAGUGGUGAGGCAGAACUGCUUUGUGGCCUGUUUGAUUCCUAGCAGUUUACCUGUCCAAGUCAGUAGUGAAGAUGCAUGUUAAGUCAAUCAUUCUUGAGGGAUUUAAGUCCUAUGCUCAGAGGACUGAAGUCAAUGGUUUUGACCCCCUCUUCAAUGCUAUCACCGGUUUAAAUGGUAGUGGGAAAUCCAACAUAUUGGACUCCAUCUGCUUUUUGCUGGGCAUCUCCAACCUGUCUCAGGUUCGGGCUUCUAAUUUACAAGAUUUAGUUUACAAAAAUGGGCAGGCUGGUAUUACCAAAGCCUCCGUGUCAAUCACAUUUGAUAAUUCUGACAAAAAGCAAAGUCCUUUAGGAUUUGAGGUUCAUGAUGAAAUUACGGUAACGAGGCAGGUGGUUAUUGGUGGUAGAAAUAAAUAUUUAAUCAAUGGAGUAAAUGCAAACAAUACCAGAGUACAAGAUCUCUUCUGUUCUGUUGGCCUUAAUGUUAACAACCCUCACUUUCUCAUCAUGCAGGGCCGAAUUACAAAAGUAUUGAACAUGAAACCUCCAGAGAUUUUAUCCAUGAUAGAAGAAGCAGCUGGAACCAGGAUGUAUGAAUACAAAAAAAUAGCUGCCCAGAAAACUAUAGAAAAAAAAGAGGCUAAGCUGAAAGAAAUUAAGACGAUACUUGAGGAAGAGAUUACUCCAACCAUUCAAAAAUUAAAAGAGGAAAGAUCUUCCUACUUGGAGUACCAAAAAGUAAUGAGGGAAAUAGAACAUUUGAGUCGUUUAUAUAUUGCUUAUCAGUUUUUGCUGGCUGAAGAUACAAAAGAACGCUCAGCUGAGGAGUUAAAAGAAAUGCAAGAUAAAGUUGUAAAGCUUCAAGAAAAAUUGUCUGAGAAUGAUAAAAAAAUAAAAGCACUUAGCCAUGAAAUAGAAGAGUUGGAAAGAAGAAAAGAUAAGGAAAUUGGAGGUAUACUCCGAUCUUUAGAAGAUGCUCUUGCAGAAGCUCAGCGAGUUAAUACUAAAUCUCAAAGUGCCUUUGAUCUCAAGAAGAAAAAUCUGGCAAGUGAAGAGAACAAACGCAAAGAGCUGGAAAAAAAUAUGGUUGAGGAUUCUAAAACUUUAGCAGCAAAGGAAAAAGAGGUUAAGAAGAUAACAGAUGGGCUGAAUGCCCUUCAGGAAGCAAGUAAUAAAGAUGCCGAAGCUUUGGCUGCGGCACAGCAGCACUUCAACGCUGUUUCCGCUGGACUGUCUAGUAAUGAAGAUGGAGCAGAAGCAACUCUUGCCGGUCAAAUGAUGGCCUGUAAAAACGACAUAAGUAAAGCUCAGACAGAAGCCAAACAGGCUCAGAUGAAGUUGAAACAUGCCCAACAAGAAUUAAAGACUAAACAAGCUGAAGUUAAGAAGAUGGAUAGUGGCUAUAGGAAGGAUCAAGAAGCUUUAGAAGCUGUGAAGAAACUUAAAGAAAAACUUGAAGCUGAAAUGAAAAAGCUAAAUUAUGAAGAAAACAAAGAGGAAGGACUUCUGGAAAAGCGCAGGCAGUUAUCUCGUGAUAUCAGUAGAUUGAAAGAAACAUAUGAAGCUCUCUUAGCCAGAUUUCCCAAUAUUCAAUUUGCCUACAGGGAUCCAGAGAAGAACUGGAAUAGAAAUUGUGUGAAAGGACUUGUAGCUUCUCUGAUUAGUGUGAAAGAUACUUCUGCAACGACAGCUUUAGAAUUGGUGGCUGGGGAAAGGCUCUACAAUGUUGUAGUAGACACAGAGGUGACUGGAAAAAAGCUACUAGAAAAGGGGGAAUUGAAGCGUCGAUACACUAUAAUUCCACUGAAUAAGAUUUCAGCCAGAUGUAUUGCUCCAGAAACUCUGAGGGUUGCACAGAAUCUUGUUGGCCCUAACAAUGUUCAUGUAGCUCUUUCCCUUGUUGAAUACAAACCAGAACUUCAGAAAGCAAUGGAAUUUGUCUUUGGAACAACAUUUGUUUGUAAUAAUAUGGAUAAUGCAAAAAAAGUGGCCUUUGAUAAAAGGAUAAUGACCCGAACUGUUACUCUAGGAGGUGAUGUAUUUGAUCCUCAUGGAACAUUGAGUGGAGGUGCUCGAUCCCAGGCAGCUUCUAUUUUAACCAAGUUUCAAGAACUCAAAGGUGUUCAAGAUGAGCUGAGAAUUAAGGAGAAUGAGCUACAGGCUCUAGAUGAGGAAUUAGCAGGUCUUAAAAACACAGCUGAAAAGUAUCGCCAACUAAAACAGCAGUGGGAGAUGAAAACUGAGGAGGCAGAUUUAUUACAAACCAAGCUCCAGCAAAGCUCCUAUCACAAGCAACAAGAAGAAUUAGACGCCCUUAAAAAAACCAUUGAGGAAAGUGAGGAGACUUUAAAAAACACCAAAGAAAUUCAGAAAAAAGCAGAAGAAAAAUAUGAAGUAUUGGAGAAUAAAAUGAAAAAUGCAGAAGCUGAAAGAGAGAGAGAACUGAAGGAUGCUCAGAAAAAACUGGAUUUUGCCAAAACAAAAGCAGAUGCUUCUAGCAAGAAAAUGAAAGAAAAACAACAGGAAGUUGAAGCUAUCACUCUGGAGCUGGAAGAGCUCAAGAGAGAGCAUGCAUCCUAUAAACAACAGCUUGAAGCUGUAAAUGAAGCUAUCAAAUCCUAUGAAGGUCAGAUUGAAGUAAUGGCAGCUGAGGUGGCUAAAAAUAAGGAGUCCGUAAAUAAAGCUCAAGAAGAGGUGACCAAGCAAAAAGAAGUGAUAACAGCCCAAGACAAUGUAAUUAAAGCUAAAUAUGCUGAAGUUGCAACACACAAGGAACAAAACAAUGAUUCUCAGCUUAAAAUUAAGGAACUGGACCACAACAUCAGCAAACAUAAACGGGAAGCUGAAGAUGCUGCUGCAAAGGUUUCCAAAAUGUUGAAGGACUAUGACUGGAUUAAUGCAGAGAAACACCUCUUUGGGCAACCUAAUAGUGCCUAUGAUUUCAAAACCAACAACCCAAAAGAAGCUGGUCAGAGACUUCAGAAGUUGCAAGAAAUGAAGGAGAAACUAGGAAGAAAUGUCAACAUGAGAGCUAUGAAUGUACUGACAGAAGCUGAAGAGCGGUAUAAUGACUUGAUGAAGAAGAAGAGAAUUGUAGAAAAUGAUAAAUCCAAAAUCCUUGCAACUAUAGAAGACCUUGACCAGAAGAAAAACCAAGCCCUAAAUAUUGCGUGGCAAAAGGUUAACAAGGACUUUGGGUCUAUUUUUUCUACUCUUUUGCCUGGUGCUAAUGCUAUGCUUGCACCACCAGAGGGGCAAACUGUAUUGGAUGGUCUGGAGUUCAAGGUUGCUUUAGGAAAUACUUGGAAAGAAAACCUAACUGAACUUAGUGGUGGUCAGAGGUCUUUAGUGGCUUUGUCAUUAAUAUUGUCCAUGCUCCUCUUCAAACCUGCUCCAAUUUAUAUCCUGGAUGAGGUAGAUGCGGCCUUGGACCUUUCUCACACCCAAAACAUCGGACAAAUGCUGCGGACUCAUUUCACGCAUUCUCAGUUCAUUGUGGUGUCCCUAAAGGAGGGUAUGUUCAACAAUGCAAAUGUCCUGUUCAAAACCAAGUUUGUGGAUGGUGUUUCUACAGUAGCCAGAUUUACUCAGUGUCAAAAUGGAAAGAUUCCUAAGGAAACUACAUCCAAGGCAAAAGGACCCAAAUGACCACCUUUGAAGCUAAAAGUACAGAUUUACUCCUUUACCUUGACCUGUUUUUUAAACAUAAAGACCUUGGGAUUUACUUAUUUAUGUAAAAUGUAAUGUUGUUUUGUUACUUAACCUGUAUUUUCUCUUCCUUUAUGUAAUCACUUAUAAAUGAACAUAGAUGCCUCUUUUCUUAAUCAGUGUAACUAUGGUCCAAUUACUGUGAUUGUGAUUUUAUGCAUGUCCUCAAAUGUUUUUUCUUACACAAUUCUUUAUACUAGGGAGCCUGGGAUACCUGGUUGUGGUGCAUUGUUUGUAAAAGCUAAAAAUAAAAAGAAACAGAUGGAAUUAAGUUAUAAGAUAAAUAUAGCUGCUAGUCAGCUUUUAAUUAGUUUAAUUCCUAAGGUAAUAUUCAUGUGUUUUCUGUUGUUAAGAAAGUCAUUUAGGUAAGAAUUAUAAAGCAAGUAAGUGUCUGGACCAACAAAGGGAACACACAGGAAGCUGUUAGGCAUGCACCAAGCUAUUUGUUGUUAGUUCUGUGAAGAUACAAUGGCAGAGCCCUGAUUGAGACCCAGAUGGGAAACCUUUGGAAAGAUUCUCUCACUUUAAUGAUGUUUGGAGAUCAUGUUUCUAUAUGCUUAGUAAUUGGUCUGUGCAAUCUUAAGUUUUUAAAAAAUCUUCACUAGUAUUUUAAUAGAAGCCUGGGAGAAGGUAUGUUGCAUUAAGUCUCCUCAUGUUUUCAAAGAUUUUUGUUAUUAGCCUUUUCAUAAUCCAAUUAAUAACAGUCUGUUGGUGAAUGAGAAUGUAGGAGCCAGCAGACUAAACCAAAUUUAUCUUUUUCCUUGAGUCUGAUGAAUAUAUAAAUAGAUCCAUCCAUUCUA
Leopardus geoffroyi (Geoffroy's cat) is the source of this 4900-nucleotide messenger RNA. RefSeq names its product structural maintenance of chromosomes 2 (gene SMC2). Lineage: Eukaryota; Metazoa; Chordata; Mammalia; Carnivora; Felidae. Gene Ontology annotation, molecular function: protein binding; ATP hydrolysis activity; ATP binding. Gene Ontology annotation, cellular component: chromosome. The record is from RefSeq and is a predicted model, not a curated record. Gene Ontology annotation, biological process: chromosome organization. The transcript has 25 exons. The coding region runs from base 465 to 4040 and encodes 1191 amino acids.